GUCAUGAGGACCUACUUUCUGUUUUUGCUGGUGCUCUUCCCAUCUGCUCUGCUGGGACAGAAUGAUAAUUAUCGCUACAAGAAAUUCAUCAACCAACAUGUCAAACAGGGUAUGAGCAGGACGCGCUGUGAUGCUGUGAUGGGUGACAGACGAAUAACUGAAACUAACAGCAAUGAGUGUAAGGAGACCAAUACAUUCAUAGAUGCUGGGACCAAUGAAAUCAACAGGGUGUGUAACAGAGCUGGAGCACCAUAUCAAAACAGCGCUCGGCUGAGAGUGAGCAACCAGCCUUUCCCUCUUGUGAUCUGCAGCCGGAGGAGAAACAAAUACUAUCCCCACUGUCAAUACAGGGGAAGCUCUACUACCAGGUACAUUGUUAUUGAAUGUGAGAACGGCUUCCCUGUGCACUUUGAGCGUGAUGUCUAUGUCGUCAAUAACGGAUAAAAUAAAUGAAAAUUAUAUUAAAUGUGAUAAAAACCAAGCAGCAACCAUAGCUGGCAUUUCUUUCAAUAAAAUUCAUUCUA
Boleophthalmus pectinirostris (great blue-spotted mudskipper) is the source of this 524-nucleotide messenger RNA. RefSeq names its product ribonuclease-like 3. Bases 4 to 444 code for a protein of 146 amino acids. The transcript has a single exon. Gene Ontology annotation, molecular function: nucleic acid binding. The record is from RefSeq and is a predicted model, not a curated record. Lineage: Eukaryota; Metazoa; Chordata; Actinopteri; Gobiiformes; Gobiidae.